Messenger RNA from Galendromus occidentalis (western predatory mite), 846 nucleotides. RefSeq names its product small ubiquitin-related modifier. Gene Ontology annotation, molecular function: protein binding. The transcript is spliced from 3 exons. Lineage: Eukaryota; Metazoa; Arthropoda; Arachnida; Mesostigmata; Phytoseiidae. The coding region runs from base 349 to 669 and encodes 106 amino acids. The record is from RefSeq and is a predicted model, not a curated record.
ACAAUUUUGUUGAGUUUUACCUCGCGUUCUUUCAGACCGCUAUUCCCCUAAGAUUCCGUAUUCGCUAUUGUGCAUUAUCUCCAUCACAAGUGUGAGUCGUUCAGAGAGAUCGCCGCACAAUUAAGGAGCCAUUAGAGCCGAACUUGACGUCUUGUUAGCUGUGCAGCUCGCAGAAAGCUUCUGCUGAUCGGCGAGAAGGAACUUCUGUGCACGGACGCGGAGACAGUCGAGAGAUUCGAUUUCUCAAACAUCCACCCUUCGUGGUAGAGCUGGUGGGGCCUAGUUGGUGGUUUGUAUUCUCGGAGGCUGCUUGGAAGUUCUGGAAGCUCCGACCAUCCAGCACAGACAAUGAGUAAUCCAGAAUCAGGAGAGAACCAGGGCGGACCUUCUAGUUCAUCGGAGCACAAGGAGUUCAUCAAGCUCAAAGUCAAGGGUCAAGAGGGCGACGAAAUCCAUUUUCGAUUGAAGAUGACAACUCCCUUCAGUAAAAUCAAGAAGAACUACGCCGAGAGAGUAGGCGUGGCUGCUGGCUCGAUACGACUGAUCUUCGACGGAAACCCCGUCUCUGACAGCGACACACCGCGGAACCUGUCUCUCGAAGACGACGAUAUCAUUGAAGCUUUUGUGGAGCAGACUGGGGGCAUGCUUCCCGGGCUGUCGGCAUGCUAAUCCAAGUAAACCGAGGUCAAGAUAUCGACGAAUCAUACUUUCCCGUGGCUCUUGUCACACGUAACUGGAUGUAAAUUGACCAAGCGAAGGAGCGUAAAGAGCUCUGAGAGACCAACUCCACCUGUAAACAACUCUCAGCGAGCAGGACAUGUAAUAUAGACUGAUGUACAUAAUGAA